UUACAAUUAAACAAUCACUUUUAUUAAAAUUCUGUGGAAGCUGCUCCAUAUACAUUAGUAACAUAACUCUCAUUUUGAUCUAGAAGGACUUCAUGGAAGUUGGCCUGAAUUUCAAGGAUACUGAGCUGUGCCUCGGCCUUCCCGGCGGCGGAGGCGACAACAAGACCAGCGGCAAGAGAGGCUUCUCAGAUCUGAAGGAGACCGUCGACAACUCCUCAUCUUCAACCGCUCCUCUUAAGGAUCCAAUCAAACCUCCGGCCAAGGCACAAGUGGUGGGAUGGCCACCCGUGCGGUCAUUCCGCAAAAACGUGAUGGCGACGCAGAAGAGCGAGGAGGCCGCGUUGGUGAAGGUGUCGAUGGAUGGAGCGCCGUAUCUUCGGAAGGUCGACCUGAAAAUGUACAAGAGCUACAAAGAGCUCUCUGAUGCCUUGGCAAAGAUGUUCAGCUCCUUCACCAUGGGUAAUUAUGGGAGCCAAGGUAUGAUAGAUUUCAUGAAUGAAGGGAAAUUAAUGGAUUUGUUGAACAGUUCUGAUUACGUUCCCAGUUAUGAGGAUAAGGAUGGCGACUGGAUGCUCGUCGGGGAUGUUCCAUGGGAGAUGUUUGUUGAGUCUUGUAAGCGUCUCCGUAUUAUGAAAGGAUCUGAAGCCAUUGGACUUGCACCAAGAGCUAUGGAGAAAUGCAAGAGCAGGUGCUGAAGCAUCUUGUAAUGAUCAACUUGGUAUGAUCCAACAAAAACUUGUUUUAUAUUUCCCCACUAGUAUUGUUUUCUUGUAAUAUUUCUUUUUCUUUUUUUUUGUUAUGUUUUCCGAUUUUAUUUCUGGGUUUCUUGUGGAUGUGGUUGUAUUUUGAUAUAGCAUAGUUAUUGAAAAAAGACGCAUAUGUAUUGGACAAGAAGGCAAAAUACACUCAUCCGUGUCUGGCUUGUUAUUGUGAU
Messenger RNA from Salvia hispanica, 934 nucleotides. RefSeq names its product auxin-responsive protein IAA14-like. Gene Ontology annotation, cellular component: nucleus. NCBI's taxonomy places the organism in Eukaryota, Viridiplantae, Streptophyta, Magnoliopsida, Lamiales, Lamiaceae. Gene Ontology annotation, biological process: regulation of DNA-templated transcription. The record is from RefSeq and is a predicted model, not a curated record.